AUGUCAGGCUCCAAUCGUAUGAACCUCUCAAGAUCAACAGUAAUAACCACCGCUCUUGUUCAUUCUGCUACUGAGAUGGUGCAGAGGCCUCCACAAAGAAAUGCUGCAAAAAAAAAAUCUCCAGAGUUUCAAUCUAGGACUGGUUCAGAUCAGGAGUAUGAAUCAAGAACUGGUUCAGAUCAGGAGUAUGAAUCAAGGACUGGUUCAGGUCAGGAGUAUGAAUCAAGGACUGGUUCAGCUCAGGAGUAUGAAUCAAGAACUGGUUCAGAUCAGGAGUAUGAAUCAAGAACUGGUUUAGAUCAGGAGUAUGAAUCAAGAACUGGUUUAGAUCAGGAGUAUGAAUCAAGAACUGGUUCAGAUCAGGAGUAUGAAUCAAGAACUGGUUCAGCUCAGGAGUAUCAUUUAAGAACUGGCUCAGAUCAGGAGUUUCAAUCAAGGACUGGCUCAGAUCAAGAAUAUCAAUCAAGGACUGGUUCAGCUCAAGAGCAUCAAUUAAGGACUGGUAUAAAUCACGAGUAUCAACCAAGGACUGGUUUGGCUCAGGAGUAUCAAUCUAGGACUGGUUCAGCUCAGGAGUAUCAAUCAAGGACUAGUUUGUCUCAGGAGUAUCAAUCUAGGACUGGUUCAGCUCAGGAGUAUCAAUCAAGGACUGGUUUGGCUCAGGAGUAUCAAUCUAGGACUGGUUCAGCUCAGAGUCAGAAGUUAUAA
This is a messenger RNA of Eurytemora carolleeae, 708 nucleotides long. RefSeq names its product eukaryotic translation initiation factor 3 subunit A-like. The record is from RefSeq and is a predicted model, not a curated record. Lineage: Eukaryota; Metazoa; Arthropoda; Copepoda; Calanoida; Temoridae. The transcript is spliced from 2 exons. Bases 1 to 708 code for a protein of 235 amino acids.